AUGGUUUCGCUUUUGGCCGUGCCUGACCCUAGGCUUAUCUCUUAUCAGUUCGAGAAACAAAUAAAUCGUACUGUUUUAUUAGCCGUCUACGGCAACCAGAAUAGCGGAGGAGAAGUGCGGAAAGUACAUCUACAAGGCAGUGAGACCAUUAUUAGAGUAUAUACAUCAGAUGACAAUAACAAUAAAGUUGAAGGCAACGACAGAGAAAUUAAGCAGCUGCAGGAAAAACUGAACCAACACAAUGAACUGGUCAUCGAGGCACUUAAAGAGCUAACAAAGAACGUCUCAUCGAUAAAAGAGGAAGUGGGUAAACCCACUUCCAAUCCCUUAAAACUUCAGAAGUAUGAGGAGCAGCUGAAGAAACAAAAGAAAUCAAUUGAUGAAAAGGACCAACAAAUAGCCGAAAUCAAAAACCAAGUCAACAUUUGCGCCAAGAAUUUGAAAAGCUACGAAGAGAAGCUUGUUUACAGUGAAUGUACCGACAUUGCUGACUCUCCGGGAAUUCAUAAGAUUAAGCCGGAUCAAGAAGAACCGUUCGAUGUGCUGUGUGAUAGUGCGACAGCAGGUCCUGGCUGGACGGUUAUCCAACAGCGUAUCAAUGGCAAGGAGAACUUCAAUAGGGACUGGAAAACAUAUCGUGCCGGCUUUGGUGAUUUUGUAGGUGACUUUUUCUUGGGACUGGAGAAUAUUCAUCGCUUGACGAACAGCCAACCCCAUGAGCUCUACAUAUAUAUGGAAGAUUUUGAUGGUAUCAUCAAAUACUACAGAUAUGAACAAUUCACAAUCGCUGGCGAGGAUGAUCUAUACAGACUGAGAAUCUCUGAUAAGGCUGUGGGCAAUGCAACAAAGGAUGCUUUGAUUUACCUCAACUAUCAGCAAUUCACCACAUUCGAUCGUGAUAAUGAUGUAGAUGUUUAUGCAAAUUGCGCCAAGGACUAUGGCGGUGGCUGGUGGUAUCGUUUUUGUAUAAGAAGGUAUUCAUUGUUGCAGCUUAAUUCAAAUGAUUAA
Molecule: messenger RNA, 1008 nt
Organism: Drosophila virilis
Lineage: Eukaryota; Metazoa; Arthropoda; Insecta; Diptera; Drosophilidae
Product: angiopoietin-related protein 7
Source: RefSeq, a predicted model, not a curated record